This is a messenger RNA of Girardinichthys multiradiatus, 2539 nucleotides long. Its product is annotated as prostaglandin E2 receptor EP1 subtype-like. Gene Ontology annotation, cellular component: plasma membrane. Gene Ontology annotation, molecular function: prostaglandin E receptor activity; thromboxane receptor activity. The transcript is spliced from 3 exons. Lineage: Eukaryota; Metazoa; Chordata; Actinopteri; Cyprinodontiformes; Goodeidae. The record is from RefSeq and is a predicted model, not a curated record. Gene Ontology annotation, biological process: positive regulation of cytosolic calcium ion concentration; adenylate cyclase-activating G protein-coupled receptor signaling pathway; inflammatory response. The coding region runs from base 229 to 1338 and encodes 369 amino acids.
GUAGGCUGCUUGUCCUGAGAGGAAUUUCUGUUGCAUAACAAGGAGACACUUCAGGUAAACAGCUUGUGUUAUUCAGGAACAACUCUGGAUUCAUUUAGCUCAAAAACUGCAGUGGUUUUGGCAAUUUCAGCAGCAAACUUGCAGUGAUCUUCAGCAUCUCCAUGGAUUCUAUCUUUACAUGUGUUCAGUCCCCUAAAGGAACCACAUGAAAACCAGAACCCAGCGGUCAUGCAGGUGAUGCAGGACUCCAACUCCUCAGGCUUUAACACCAACUUUAACAGCAGUACCAUGACACCCCAAGUGGACUUCCCACACAAUGGCAUCCCUUCAAACCCCAUCAUUGCCAGCCUCACAAUGACUCUGGGCAUCCUAUUUAAUGUGGUGGCCCUCAUCAUUCUCAUUAAGGCCUACACCCGCUUCCGGCGAAGGUCAAAGGCGACCUUCUUGCUCUUUGCCAGUUCCCUUGUGGUCACAGACCUCACAGGUCAUGUGGUCUCUGGAGGACUGGUACUAAGGAGAUACUCCACAGCCAAUCUGACAUCCCAGGAUGGUCCAACAAAUCCAGACAGUCCUUGUCAGUUUCUCGGAGGUUGCCUGGUGUUUUUCGGCUUGUGCCCGCUCUUUCUGGGCUGUGCAAUGGCUGCUGAGCGCUGCCUCGGUGUCACCAAUCCUUUGCUGCAUGCUCGGCUGGUAACCACAGCCCGGACGAAAAUAGCCCUGUCCAUGACCUGGUUCCUGGCUCUAUGCGUAGCCCUGCUACCUGUAUUCCAACUAGGGGACUAUACUUACCAGUACCCAGGAACAUGGUGCUUUAUUAAGGUGAUGGACACUAAUGCCAAGGAUCUGACUUUUGUGAUGCUGUUCUCUGGACUGGCUUUAAGCUCUCUUGCUCUGGCCUUCAUAUGCAACACCAUCAGUGGACUCACACUUAUUAGAGCCAGGCUAAAGAAGAAUUCAUCCUCACAGAGGUUCUCUGCAAGGUCUCAUGACACAGAGAUGGUGGUCCAACUGGUUGGCAUCAUGGUCACCUCUUGCAUCUGCUGGAGCCCUCUGCUGAUCUUUUCGUUGAUGUCAGCCGUGCACUCUUACAGCGAAUCACAACUGAGCGAGGAAGUCACCCGCACUUACAGUAAACUCAUGAUGACCGGUGUCAGAAUGGCAACCUGGAAUCAGAUCCUGGACCCAUGGGUCUACAUCCUGCUGAGACGUGCCAUCCUCCGAAAAAUCUACCGCAUCACCAAAAACCAGGCCAGCUUCAAGAGGAGCACCUUACGAUCCGUCCGCUUGGACAUCAGCUCCCUCCACAAGUUGGAGAAUAUUCCUGCCAAAAAGAUUUAAAAGUAGGAAGGACUUAGAUAUUAAAUAGUGAGAUGAAUGCUACAGUCGUUUAUUUGGAGCCGAACUGAAGAGCAGAAAUAGAGCCAUAAGAAAUCUGACUCUCUUGGCUUCUUUGAGUACAAGUCACCCUGACUGGUGUAAAUAAAGUGAGUCUGGAUCUGUCUUUCAGAUAUGGAAGCCUAAAAGUACCAUUUUACAUAGAUGUUCUAUGUAUGAGCAACAAUAACACUAAAACAAAGGGGAAAGCCCAAACUGAGUAAAAAAUUGCUACUGGUUUAUAACAGUGCCAUGGCAGCCUCUCCUUCCUGAAAGCACGCAUCAAGAGGGGCUUAAAGGUCUGGAAAUCUUUUAGAAAUUUCAAUUGCAUCACUUUCAAAUUAGACCAGAUGGUUCUAUGAAGUAACUUUCCAGUCUGACUGAGUUUUCCGUUUUUGUUAACAAGAAAGUCUGAUGUAAAAUAUAAUGUGUUGAAGUGCAAUAUGGCAAAAACAAAAGAGAUUUCUAAAGAUUUGAUGAUGAGACCACCAGAGAGUUUGCACCCCGUUAGCUCAGAUGUACAAAAAAAUAAUAAUUACCCAUGGUCAUUAUUACUACCUAGAAAUGGUUUACUGAUGAAGACCCUUUCCUAUGGAAGACGUAAAAGAGAGGGUGAGAUCACCAAAGCAUCUCUCACAUUGGCUAUGUUGUAAACCACAAGUUCAAACUAAAACAGGCUUAUAGAGAGAGGUGGCCACAGAUUUUACGAGGUAGCAAGAAACCUUUGGAAAUAUGUUUUUUGAGCAUAUCAAACCAAAGCAGCACCGUUUUAGUCUCAAUGAGCAAUGAGAUGUUAAAUAAAAAAAAACAUAAAGCAUUUCAUCUGCAUACACUGUAAAAUAUUACAGUUAACAGUUUUUUUUCCCAACAUAUUCCUGGGUCCAGUAUGGAGUGAUCCAGGCCUGGGUUGAUUUAACUCAUCCAUCCAUCCAUCCAUCCUCUAUAGUCUUCACAUGGUCGUGGGGUGGGCUGUUUUUUUCACGGUCAACCUUUCCAUCACAGGGUAACACAGAGAUAAGCAAGACAAAUAACCAUGCAUGCUCACACACACACACACACACACACACACACACUCUUGUUUUGCUUUAUGUAGUGAGGACCAUGUGUUGACUCCCAUUGACUUCCAUUGAUUUUCAGUCAUUUUCAACCCUUUCUAUGCCCUAAC